Messenger RNA from Myotis myotis, 4016 nucleotides. It is a transcript of the gene RFC2, whose product is annotated as replication factor C subunit 2. The record is from RefSeq and is a predicted model, not a curated record. Gene Ontology annotation, molecular function: ATP hydrolysis activity; DNA clamp loader activity; ATP binding. Gene Ontology annotation, biological process: DNA repair; DNA-templated DNA replication. NCBI's taxonomy places the organism in Eukaryota, Metazoa, Chordata, Mammalia, Chiroptera, Vespertilionidae. Bases 1873 to 2934 code for a protein of 353 amino acids. The transcript is spliced from 11 exons. Gene Ontology annotation, cellular component: nucleus; DNA replication factor C complex.
UGACCGGGAGAUUAUUUGAAGAGGGCGAGGGACACGGGUCGCUUAGCCCACCCGGGGUCGAGGGUGGCCGGUCUGCCCCCUGGAAACGCAGUGUCGGUCAGAACAUUGCUUAGGGAGAGGAGGGGAGAGAGAAACUUCGGUUGGUUGGUCGGUUGGUUGCUUUCUGUAGGUGCCCGACUCCAUGGACCGGCAACCUUUUCUGUGCACAGGAAGAGCUCAGCCAGCCCAGGCACUGGCCAGGCCCGCCCCUCUUCUCGAUGAGAGCAGAUACCUAAGUGGAUGCAGUAUAAUGUAUUGGAAUAUGUACAGCUGCGCUGUGCAGCCCCCCAGCCACUAGCCGCAUGAGUCUGUUGAGCCCUGGAAAUGAAGCUAGUCAGAAUUGAGAUGGCCUAUAAGUGCACAAUAUACGCCUGGCUUUUGAGGACUUAGUAUUAAGAAGAACUCAUUAGUAAUUUUUACGUUGCUACAUGUUGAGAAUGACAACAUUUUUUAAUAUAUUAGGUUCAUAAAUAAUAUUAGUAAAAUUAACUUCAUCUGUUUUGCCUUUCGUAAUGUGACUACCAGGAAGUUUAAAAUUACCCAUGUGGCUGGCAUUAUAUUUUUCAUGCACAACACUACAUACCUAGGAUACUUGAGUAUACAAAACAAACGGCUCUCAGGGAGCUUACAUUUGAUAGAGAAAGACAAAGUAAAAAAGCAGGUGCUGUGGAGUAAAUAGCUGUGGUGUUCGGGGCAGGCCUCUGAUGAGAUGGCAUUUGAGCAAAGACCUGAACUCAGGGAGGAAGCCCUGUGACUAGAGAAACCUUGCAGGUAGAUGGAGCAGCUAUGAAGGCCCUGAAAGAAGAGCAUCUUUGCCUUUUUCACAGUCCAGCACAAAUUUCAGCUCCUAACAGUCCCAGGUGGUGAUUCCCUCAGCUUCGCAGCCCUUGGUUUCUAUAACAAGUCUAGCACGGUAGUGGGACUUGCUAAGCUCUUAUCUCCCUGCCAUUUGGAAAGCCCUUCAGAGCAAUCACCAUGUCUUGCUUAUCUCUGUAUCUUCUGCUUUCCUCCCCUUGAGAUCUCUACCUCCUUUCACAGUGCUUGGCACCUGGAAGGGACUGAGUCUGAAGAAUAAAUGAACAGGAACAAGCAUGCUUUAUCUGCUGGUCUUGGAGGGGAACUAUCUGUUUACUGUAGUAUGUGACAAACAAGCUUCUUUGCAUGCAGCUGUUUCUGGAGCACAACUAGUACCUGCAUAAUCAGGGAGUGUUGUAAAGGACUCAGGAAGUCCUGAUGGUUAAAUCAUUGUAUAUCUUCCACUUAUAUUCUCACCGAAGAAAGUCAUUUUCUCUGUAGCAUAGUUUGCUUAUUUAUUUAAAAGAGAAGCAUUGCCCCGCCAGUGUGGCUCAGUGAUUGAACCAAGAGAUCACUGGUUCAAUUCCCAGUCAUGGUAUAUACCCAGUUUGCAAGCUCAAUUCCCCCCCGCCCCUGGGAAGGGAGGUGGGGGCGUGCAGGAGGCAGCCAAUCAAUGAUGUUUCUCAUCUAUGUUUCUAUCUCUGUCCCUCUCCCUUUCUCUCUAAAAAUCAAGAGAGAAGUAUUGGUCUGACUAGGCCACUAGCCUGUCCACUCCACAUAGCCUAAUAGGGUCACAAGAUAGGCCUGUGGUUUCUGUCUAGCCAGCCCUGCUGUGCGGCUUGUCAAGUCUGUAGAAACUGCCAGGGAAGGCAUGAGGAGGCUCAGUUACAUCCAUAUCUGUCAGAUCAAAUGAUGUCAGUACUGUGCUCGCUUCGGCAGCACAUAUACUAAAAAUUGGAACGAUACAGAGAAGAUUAGCAUGGCCCAUGCACAAGGGUGACACGCAAAUUCGUGAAGUGUUUUUAAAAAGAAAAGAAAAUGAUGUCAGUGCUGUGUGUGCUGGAUCUCUGUUGUGACGGCCAGACUGUUGCUGCACAGGAUCACAUUGGUCCAGAUGGCCCGCUCUGGCCCUUCUCCAGCAACAACAGGGUUGAGAAAUAUAGACCAGUGAAGUUGAAUGAAGUAGUUGGGAAUGAAGACACUGUGAGCCGGCUGGAGGUCUUUGCUCGAGAAGGGAAUGUGCCCAAUAUUAUCAUUGCUGGCCCCCCAGGAACUGGCAAAACUACAAGCAUCCUGUGUUUGGCACGAGCCCUUCUGGGCCCAGCUCUCAAGGAUGCUGUUUUGGAACUCAAUGCCUCAAAUGACAGGGGCAUUGAUGUUGUGAGAAACAAAAUCAAAAUGUUCGCCCAGCAGAAAGUCACCCUUCCCAAAGGACGACAUAAGAUCAUCAUCCUGGAUGAAGCAGACAGCAUGACUGAUGGAGCCCAGCAAGCCUUGAGGAGAACCAUGGAAAUCUACUCCAAAACAACUCGCUUUGCUCUUGCUUGCAAUGCUUCAGAUAAAAUCAUAGAGCCCAUUCAGUCCCGCUGCGCAGUCCUCCGCUACACAAAGCUGACCGAUGCCCAGGUCCUCACCAGGUUAAUGAACGUGAUCGAGAAGGAGAAUGUGCCCUACACCGACGAUGGUCUUGAAGCCAUUAUCUUCACCGCCCAGGGAGACAUGCGGCAGGCAUUGAACAACUUGCAGUCUACUUUCUCAGGAUUCGGCUUCAUUAACAGUGAGAAUGUGUUCAAGGUCUGCGACGAGCCGCACCCGCUGCUGGUGAAGGAGAUGAUCCAGCACUGUGUGAAUGCCAAUAUCGACGAAGCCUACAAGAUUCUCGCUCACCUGUGGCAUCUUGGCUACUCACCAGAAGACAUCAUUGGCAACAUUUUUCGAGUGUGUAAAACCUUCCAAAUGGCAGAAUACUUGAAACUGGAGUUUAUUAAGGAAAUUGGAUACACUCAUAUGAAGAUAGCCGAAGGUGUGAACUCUCUUCUGCAGAUGGCAGGGCUCCUGGCCAGGCUGUGUCAGAAGACAAUGGCCCCGGUGGCCAGUUAGAGCGGAGAACUCAUUGAUGGGGUGACAAGAGUCCCUGACAGUCGGGACUCACAGCCUUCUGCUCUGGGAGAGAAUGCUGCCCAGACUGGCAGUGGGACUUGCCUUUUAGUAACAUGCCGUGGCCUUCCCCGUGCUUCUACACACAUCUCCAGAGUGUUUGCAUUCAGCCCCAGGCUCUGAGACAUGGUGAUGGGGGAAAGGCCGCAGAGAAUGUCCAGGGCACAGCACCCACCUGGGUGUGUGUUGGCAUUUUAGCUAAUAAAACUGUACAAUUUGUCAGCAAUAAUGUGGCAGGGCAAGUCUGCAAAGAAAGCCAGCUUCCUGUCUGCGUGCUUCUUGCAUCCUACAAGUAGAAAAGGUGAUUUAGAUGACAGACGGGACAAGCGAAUCUCAAUUUUUCUGGAGGUCAGUUCCACGGGGUGAGGGCAGGGUUUGUUGUAAUUUACUGACCAUUUAGAAAAACUACUCAACAGCUGGGGCCAUGAGCUCUUUAGAAAGGACUUAAGGUGUCGCUGAGGAAAAUGGUGCAGGCUUGGCGCAUGGAGACUGCCAGGUCACCUUGUCUGUACAGUGCUUGUUGAUUUGGCAUUUCCCAGUAAACUUUAUAUUAACCUGUAGAAUUGCUUUUUUUGUAAGAUACUAUUUUUUUAAUUAUGAAAAAUACCAGUUGUACAUAACAUUGAAUGAUAUUCACAUACUCAUCACCCAUCUUAACAGUUGUACUAACACAUGGCCUAUCUCGUUUUCUCUGUAUUCCUACCGCCCCACUCGGAUUGUUCUGAAGCAAAUCCCAGAUGCCAUUUUAGAAUAGCAUUGUUUGUGUGUUUGUUUAAUUGAUUUUGGAGAGAAAGGAAGGGAGAGAGAGAAACAUCGAUUAGUAGCUUCCUGUACGUACCCCAACCAGGGAUCGAAUCCACUGUGCCCUGACGGAAUCAAAUCCGUGACCCUUCAGUGCACAGGACAGCGCUCCCACCGACAGCCACACCGGCCAGGGCUAGAAUGGUGUUAAGGGCGGGGAUGGGAGUCACUCAUCCUGUGGUUAGUGGACUCGUGAAAGGCUUUGAUUAAAAACACUUGUGUGA